AACACUGCAUACAUACAAGUAAUUGUAGCGAAGAAAAAUAAAGUCGCAUUGCAAACGACUAUACAAAAAUACAUAUUAUAUUUUUUUGUUAGAAAGAAUUCAAUUCUUAAUGAUUGCAGUGUUAAAAGUGUAUUGCAACAAAAUACAACGUUCAAAAUAAUUGUGGUUUUAGUUUACGGAAACGCUUCGUAAACACAACUAAAGCUAUAUAAAACAGGCGAAGAGACGACAACAAGUUUCGCUGAUACAAAACAGACUCCAGAGAGUUCAACAUUUUUGUUUUGUUUUCAAUUAAAAACAUUGACCAGUUAAAAAGCCGAUAAUGUCGACCGUACAGCCGUCACAAUCACCUCCACAACAAUCACCCGAUGCAAAAAAGGUCGGUUCAGAUGGCGAAGAUUUUUCAGACACAGCCAAUGAGACGGUUACGUUUGAGCUAUGCUCUGAUGCAAAUAAAACAGCAACCAGCUCAUCACACCAAGAUUCUGAGUAUGACACGGCCAGUGAUUCACAAUCAUCAGAUGAAGCUGAUCCUUUGCAAAAGUCCGAACCAGCCGGAGAUUCUGGUGGCGGUAAAACAGUUGAUGAAAGUCUUAUUGAUUUAGUCAAUGCCAAAACCGGCAUGAUGCAUCUUGACGAUGAAGAAAGUCGCAAAUUAUCGUGCAAAGAAAAUGAUGUGCAUGAUGAUGCCGAUGGAGAGGCUGAUGAUGAUGAAGAAAGUUUGACUCGACGUGGCAGAAGAGGCAGCCACAGUGGAGAAUCCGAGGAUGAUGACGAUGAUGAUGAUAGAUCCGAUGAUGAUAUUAGAAGUGACGAUGAAAGUGAGAGUGACAAUGGAAGUAUUAUACUAGAUUUGGAGCGUCAACGUGGUGAUGGCGAAGAGGAGCAAAACGAAGAAGGAAAGAAAGUGGAUGACGAUGAAGAUCGUAGCAAUCCUCAAUACAUCCCCAAGCGAGGUGUUUUCUAUGAACACGAUGACCGAACUGCCGAUGAUCCCGAUGCGAAUAGCGCUGAGUUGGAAGAUGGUGCUGAUGAGCAGCCACCGAAACCAGUAAAAAAGACUUCAGAUCGAUGGGCGCAUGAUUAUUAUGAUGAAUCAGAGCAAGCGCCAAAGUCACGUGCUGAAUUGGUGAAUUCAUAUGGCUAUGAUAUUCGUAAUGAAGACGGUCCACCGAAAACUCGACGUAAUCGUCGAUAUAACCGUGGCCCAAGCAAAUACACUCGCAAAUGGGAAGAUGAAAGUGCAUAUGCCAAACAGAAUGCAUUACCACCAAGAAAUCCACGUCCCGAAGAUUUCCCCGAGCUGGGCUCGAAAGUUGAUCGCCGUGCUAAGAGCAGUUAUCAAGAUCGUCAAGAAGAGAAAGAGAAUAAAUUACGGCAGAAUUAUCAAAACGACGACGAUAAUCGAAUUUAUGCGAGUCGAAAGAAGAUACCAAGCCGUCAGAAUGACAGGCGUGAUAGCGAUCGACGCGAUAUUUCACCACGGUCGCGUCGCCAACAUGAUCGAUACGGGCCGAGUCGUGGCAGAGAAAAUGAUUUGGAUGAUCGACGAAAGAACAAGGACAAAGGUUAUAAAAUCCAUGGCCGAAGCACGAUGGAAUUUAAAAAUCAAAAUCGUAACAGAAGUAGCGAAUAUGAAGGUCGCGGUAGCGGUGGAAUGCAUCAUCGAAAUAAUAGCGGUGGUCAUUCGGAAUCUCGUAAUCACUCACAUCAUCAUGACGAUGAACAUGUUGAAUCGAUUAGUUUCACAAAUUCGAAACUUAAUAAUAAUUCAAAUCGAUUUUCUAAUGUGGAAUAUUCGAAUGUUGGAUCGAUGCAAGGCAGAGAAUAUGGCAUCAAUCAGUUGGGACAAGAGCAAACAAUGCAACAAUCUCAGAAUCAACAGUCACAAUCCCAGCAACGGUUCCAAUUAGUAUCCAACGAAAUACCAAUUAAUCUAGAGUCGGGCAAUCAAAUGCCUAACCAACAAAAUUCCCAAAGCACUUUGCUUACAACGAACCAUUCAUUGCCUAUUUCAUCCAGCGUUAUUGCUACAACUGGAGCCGCACCGCUUAAUCCACAGGCAAUACAUGGACAAGCCAUAAAUCAAGUACAACAACCACCACCAAUGGGACACAUACAAGGAGCUGCGAAUAAUUCAAAUAAUUUAAAUAAAGGUCACCAGAAACGCUAUUCAAAUCAACGGCAACGGACUGGAUUAGAAGCACAAACACAACCACCAGCUCAAACACAACAACUGCCAAUGAAUGUGGUAAUUCAACAACAACAGUCUCAACAACCACCACAACCGCCACAAAAUCCACAUCAAACCACACCACAUCAGACACCACAACAAAAUGUUGUACCGAAUGUAUCGGCACCCACACAAUUUCAACCAAACUAUUUUCCUAAUGAAUAUCCAGCUAUUAAUCAAUUGUACGUGUCUGACAUCCGACAACAACCGUCGGGUCCCGCAUCUGGAUACUUGCCACAAGGCGCUCCACCACAGCCUGCAUCCGUUGGUGUAGUGCCACAAAUGAUGAAUUUUGUGCCCGCUCAUCCACCUAUGCAACCAGCUCCCGUUGUACAACCCGUUCCUAAUGCUCAAGUAGUUGCCCAGCCACCGCAAGGGCAAUAUCCGACGUAUCCAGCAUAUGCUGGCGUACAGAAUUAUAAUUCAGCUAGCGGCAUAACAUAUUAUGCACCACAAACGCAAGCACCACCACGACCAAUAUUGUCACAGCGACGUCAUAAAAAUGCAAUUCCAAUCAUGGCGCCACCAGAGCGAAGCAACAAAAAUUCGCAUGGCAAUCGAUCAAGCGGAAGCGGGCCAAAUUCCAGCAAUAAUGACAGCAACAACAACAGUGACCAACAACAGGGCGCCCAGUCAGUGGAUAAUACAGCUGAAAAUAUCGAUCACAUCUUGGACAAUAUGUUUGUGCAGAGACCGCACCCAUAUCAGUCUGGUUUAGCUGAAUCAGCGGCAACCGUACGAAAGGACUCAUCAAGUGACGGUCCAAAAUCGCAAAUGGUUGAUGUCAGUGGGAAUUCUGAAACAAAAGAUGAUGCUGGUAAUAUCGAACAAUCGACUGGUUCUUUUGGUGAUAUGAACAUUUCAGUUGCGAUUCAAGCAAAUCAGUAGGAACAAAAUUAUAAAAACAAUGAACAGCAACAUGAGAUUUUACGACCAAGACUAAUAAGCAACCAUCUGUAAAUAUUAUUGAAGAGAAUGCUGUAAUAAACAACGCAUGGAAGAUCAUUCAUCCGACCAUUUCAUCUCACAAUUUACAAGAUUUCUUUCUUUUAAUACGAAAAAAAAAUUCAAAUGCAAUUGUUCCAAAUUCAAAUUGAAUAAAAAACACACGGCUUAUA
Messenger RNA from Contarinia nasturtii (swede midge), 3351 nucleotides. It is a transcript of the gene btz, whose product is annotated as protein CASC3. The record is from RefSeq and is a predicted model, not a curated record. Gene Ontology annotation, biological process: mRNA processing. Lineage: Eukaryota; Metazoa; Arthropoda; Insecta; Diptera; Cecidomyiidae. The coding region runs from base 323 to 3121 and encodes 932 amino acids. Gene Ontology annotation, cellular component: exon-exon junction complex. The transcript has 17 exons. Gene Ontology annotation, molecular function: mRNA binding.